Messenger RNA from Cygnus olor (mute swan), 2611 nucleotides. RefSeq names its product bradykinin receptor B1 (gene BDKRB1). The coding region runs from base 342 to 1427 and encodes 361 amino acids. Gene Ontology annotation, biological process: inflammatory response; immune response; G protein-coupled receptor signaling pathway. The transcript has 2 exons. NCBI's taxonomy places the organism in Eukaryota, Metazoa, Chordata, Aves, Anseriformes, Anatidae. The record is from RefSeq and is a predicted model, not a curated record. Gene Ontology annotation, cellular component: membrane. Gene Ontology annotation, molecular function: bradykinin receptor activity.
GUCGGUGAGACCUUCAUUUAUGGUUACAUGAAAACAAAAUCCAAGGCAUAUGGCUUAUACAAUUUCACAACAAGAAUGAAAUAUCUCACAUGCCUUGAAAAUUACUCCAACUGACAUUUGGGAAAAAAAAAAAAAAAUCCUAAGGCUUUCUGCCAAAUUAUAACAUCAUACACAACAUGUUUAGCCAACAAAACACUCAGGCAGCACGACAGCAUUCAGUCGUGCCUCAGGACAUAUCUUUGAAUUCUCUCAGUAACCACUGUAUUGCUAUUUACCAACUUUUCCUGAAUUUGAAGCUUCACCUACACUUCCAGGAAAGACAAGGACAAGAAUUUUGAAAAAUGACUGAAAGUCCUCUACUGAACGUUCCCUUCUCAAACCAAAGUGAAAACAAGAGCAACUUAACUAGCUGCCCAGACUUGAAUGACUGGUGGGAAAUUGUUUACUACUUAGUACCCAAGUAUAUCAGCACCAUCUGUAUUAUCGGAAUGCUUGGAAAUUUGCUCGUUCUUGUCAUUUACUCACUGUACAAGGGCCCCCUGAAGACAGCUGAAAUCUACCUUAUGAACCUAGCUGUUGCUGACUUUAUCUUCCUCACGUGCCUCCCUUUCUGGGCAGAGAAUGUCAGGAACAAGUUUAACUGGCCAUUUGGCAAUUUCCUUUGUCGUAUCACCAGUGCAUCGGUUCACCUAAACUUGUAUACCAGCAUUUACUUGCUAGUGGCAGUCAGCAUGGAUCGCUAUUUGACUUUUGUUCAUACCUUGACACACGGAAGGAUACGGAACAAAACCAUGGCCAAAGGGAUAUGCUUGCUCACCUGGUUCUUUGGAAUCCUUGUCAGCAUCCCAAUUUUUACAUUUCGGACUGUGAAACACUUUCCCCAGUGGAAUAUCUCAGCAUGUAUUUUAGACUUCCCUGACCCGUUGUGGGCAACAGCCGAGCGCCUGGUAUUCAGCAUAGUGGGGUUUGCAUUGCCAUCUAUAGCAAUCAUCUUCUUCAAUUUCUCUACUAUUCGCUCCCUACAAGAACACACAAGGGAACGAAUUGCACUCAGGACACAGUGUUGCAAGAAUGACAAAGACACGAAGGCCACCAGGCUGAUCUUCUUAGUGGUGCUGAUGUUUCUUUUGUGCUGGACUCCAUACCAUCUCUUUACAUUCCUUGAUAUAUUAUUCCAGAUGGAAGUGGUCAAAGGCUGUUUCUGGGAAGAACUGCUCAACUUUGGUGGGCAGUUUAGUUCUACUCUGGCUAUCACCAACAGUUGCGUCAACCCUAUAAUUUAUGUCUUUGCUGGGAAACAUUUCAGACAAAAGGCCUCAGAAGUUUUUUCACAGUUUUUCCCCUGUGGUUUUUUUUUGAGCUGGGUAUCACUCAAAGAGAAGUCUUCAGAUUUCAACAUGUUUCCAGCCAAACCUAGUAUAAAAUAAUGAUUUUCAGUUCCAUCUUCAUUUUUAUAAUUCAACUUAUUUCAAAUGGCAUUAAAAGUGAACAUGAAUUGCACUGAUCUAGUAUUCACGGACUAAGUUAAUUAUUUAUUAAAGUAAAUCACUUCACUGAUUAUUUGCCCCGAGUUUGCUUUUCCUUUUCUGUGUUACCCAUCCAAAUGCAUAACAUGUGAUACCAGAAUUUUAUACCAAAUGAUCUAACCUGUUUCAUUAAUUACCAGUGACUGGAAAGAAAAGCUCUUUGACAGUGUAUCAGAAGUCUGAUUUCUUUACAGAACACUAUACAUUGAAAAAUUUACUACGUUGUAUCUAUGGUGACAACUGUUAUACCACCAAUAACACUAUGCAAAAUAUUAUAUUUGUAUGUAUUACACAGCAAAUAUGAGCUUAAUCUCCAGCUGACAACUGCAAUGAUAGAACAGCUCCCAUUAUUUUUAACAGUAUUUUAAAUGGUUUGUAUUUUCAACGUAGCAUAUAGAAAAUUUGAAGAACCGUUUGUUCAUUUCAAAUGUAUAUGGUGCAUAAAUAUUGUAUAAGACACUGUACCACAAAGGAAGUGUACAUGAGUUGUAAUAAAAAGCAAAACAACAUGGUAUCAUUCUCAAACUCUGACAAUUUUUUGGAUCCAGUAAAAUGUUACAUAACCACUCAUGAAGUAGGCAAGGAUUCUUUUUAUUUUCUGUAUAUGAAAAUAUCAUUGAUGGCCAUUGAUACUCUAUUAUUUUGGAAUAGUUUUCAUCUGAGGCAAAUCCUUAGAUACACACUUAUAUUUUUAUGAAUCAAAAAUAGUAAAAUGCAUAACACCCCAUUCCACCAUAAUGUUCAUCUUUUUUACGUUAUUUUGUCUUUUGUUUCUUUCCCUAUUCCUUUGGGCAAGAUCAAUAUAUAGGUCUGUGAUUAAAAAUCCUUGCUUCUACCAUGGUAUUAACUCUAUUAAUAGUAGUAAUAAUAAUAAUAAUAAUGAUAUAACAAUAAGCCAGACGGGAGAUAAAGAAGAAGGAUUUUUUUCUGUCACAGCCACCGUUGUUGAAUAGACAAUGCAGCUGAGAUAUCUGUUCCCAUAACUGUAAAGCAAAUAUAUGUGCAGACACUGGAAGAGGAAGAAAGGAGAUGUAUUUAUAGGGAAGUCUGUCCAGCCAGAAGGAUACUGAGUGUAGAAAGAGGCA